UUUAUCAAGUAUUGACAUGACAUGAUUCCAUGAAAUUGAAAUCCUUUAUUUUCAUAGCAGGCUGAACAACUUAUCAAACUAUAUCUAUCUAAAAUUUAAGGGUAAAACAGUGAAGUGCAAACUUUCUUUACUACUGUUCGUAAUAAAGUGAAGUUAAAAUGGCUACUCCAAAUAAUUAUGUACCGAGUGCUCCUGUUGUCACUUCUGGGCCAAACGAUCUUCCACCACCGUACUCCGCUGUCGUUGGAAAUCCACAAUAUGGCUUUGUAGCGCCGCCAGCUGAACCAAUGGCCGCAGGCGGUGUUUAUCCUCAACCGAAACAGUUUACAGCAACUGGAGUUUACCCUCAUCCGCCAGGCAUAAGUGCGCAACCUCAGCCUGGAUUAAUGGGUGCUGCCCCGUCCGGUGCAUCUGUUCCCGUGGGUAUAGUACUUCCGCCCGCAGUGGGUACGGAACCAACAACAAUAACAUGCUACAAUUGCGGCAAAGUUGUCACAACAAGAGUUACAUACACAACAGCCUGGCACACACAUUUAGUCGCUGGAUCCAUAUGCGUCACCACGAUGGUAUGUUCGUUAUGCUGCCUGGGUUUGAUACCAUACUGCUUUGACAACUUCAAGGAUGCUGAGCAUUAUUGCCCUAACUGCAAUUCUUUUAUCGGCAAAAACUCCAAAUGCUAAUGUGAAUUUUUUUGAAACAUUUGUGGUUAAAAAUGCGACAUAUGUAAUAAACACCUUAAAUUUUAUAGGAACACUAAAUAAUACAAUAUUAGCUUUGGUUUUUCUCUAUGAAUUAAUUUUUUUUUUAAUAAUUUUUUACUCUACAAUGAGUCGAAAAAUAUUGGCAGCGUCAAUGUUCCUGAUUGAUUUACAUUAAACAUAAUAUAUAAGAUAUAUUGAGAUAAUAUUGCAUAUUGCUAGUAGUAUCUUUAUUAUAUAUCAGUUUUUCAAUAUAGUAUAUGAAUUCUAAUGUAAUAUAUAGUGCCUCUUGAAGUUUAUAGUAUUUAUUUUAUUUGUUUACCUUUAGUAAAAUAAAUCACGAUUUUGUAAACACUUACGGAUAAGUAUAUUUGCAGAUAACAUUGCAUAAAUUAGACAUUAUCCAGAAUAUUGACCCUUAAUUGUCCUGGUUCAAACUGACUUGGAUUUUCUUUGAA
Molecule: messenger RNA, 1156 nt
Organism: Papilio xuthus (Asian swallowtail)
Lineage: Eukaryota; Metazoa; Arthropoda; Insecta; Lepidoptera; Papilionidae
Product: lipopolysaccharide-induced tumor necrosis factor-alpha factor homolog
Exons: 2
Coding region: 159-680 (173 amino acids)
Molecular function (GO): zinc ion binding
Source: RefSeq, a predicted model, not a curated record